Molecule: messenger RNA, 2182 nt
Organism: Alligator mississippiensis (American alligator)
Lineage: Eukaryota; Metazoa; Chordata; Crocodylia; Alligatoridae
Gene: C5H1orf21
Product: chromosome 5 C1orf21 homolog
Exons: 7
Coding region: 334-750 (138 amino acids)
Source: RefSeq, a predicted model, not a curated record
CGGAGAGGCCGCCCAGCGCCGGGGCUGCAGUCACCGCUGCCGCCGCGAGAGGAGCGGAGCGGAGCGGAGCGGAUCCGAUCCGACCCGACCCGACCCGACCCGGGCUGCAGCCGCUGCCUCCCCUCCCGUCCCGCGCAGCCCGAGCUCCGGCCCGCCCGCAGCCCUGGGACGGGGGGGACCCGGGCGGGAGGAGGAGGAGCAGCAGCAGCAGCGCGGCGGAGGUAAAAGCAUCUUGACAACCAAUCAAGAAAGUGGAUUAUUUUUUGAACUAUGUGCGUGUGUCUGUAGAAAUGAUUUGUGGUUCAGUACAGCUGGAGCUGACUGAAUGAAGCUAUGGGCUGUGCAUCAGCCAAGCAUGUUUCUACUGUUCAAAAUGAAGAGGAAGCUCAGAAGGGGAAGAACUACCAGAAUGGAGAUGUGUUCGGUGAUGAGUACAGGAUCAAACCAGUGGAAGAAGUCAAAUAUAUGAAAAAUGGAGAAGAUGAUCAGAAAAUAGCAGCCAGGAAUCAAGAAAACUUGGAAAAAAGUGCCAGUUCAAAUGUAAGACUUAAGUCUAAUAAAGAGAUUCCAGGAUUAGUUCAUCAACCCCGAGCAAAAAGAUCUGCAGCUUCCCUAUUGAGCCAAGAUGGCCUCCCUGCCCCUGUGCCACCUUUUUUGCAUACAGCAUGCACAUCUCUGAAAGCCAACAGGAGUUCUUCAGAAUGCUGGAUGAGAAAAUUGAAAAGAACUCUUUGCAGACCUCUUAAUUAAGCCUCACAACAUCCCUGUGAAGUAACUGAGUAUUAUUACAUCCAUACCACAGAUGGAAACUGAAGUUUGUACAAAUUAAAUGACUGUAAAGUUCAUAGUGCAGGUUUAGAUGCAAAUUCAGAAGCAAUGGCAGAUUCAGAAGCAAAACCCAGAAGUCCUGUUUCUCAGUUCCUGCUUAUAUACACAAGUUGAUGUUUUCUUAAGCACUUAAGUUUCACAGUUUGGAAUAAGGUGCACAAUAUAAUGGCAUCUUUCUACUUUCAAAAUCUAGCUGAGAUGGAAUAGAUUAUGCUUACAAAUUUAUGGAGACAAGAGGAUAAUAAAACAGCUCUACAAAUAUAAAUUCCAUUGACCUGCUGCUCUGUUGUUCCCCAUUUCUAAAAAAAAAUUUAUUUGGCUGAUUGCAAAUUUUUACAGUUUCUGCCAGUGAUUAUGGCCCUUCUGAAAUCUGGCUAAAUGCCACACUGAACAGAUCACAAGUUUAUGCAAGCCAGCAAAUUAAUCUCUGUGGGGGAGGGGGAGGGAGGCUUUUAUUUUGGUGAAGGAAAAACAUGCGGGGGGAACUGAAAUAUUUCAUUUUGUGCAAAUAGGCAUUACUGCAUAGUCAAAGACCGUUUAAAAAAAACCACUCAGAGCUGAGUGUUUUAAUUUCAAAGGAUAAAAAAAGGUCUAGCCUUAAUAUAAGCAGUUUAAAAAGCACCAUGUACUUUCCUACACCCAAAUAAUUCCAUGGUGACAUUUCUAACACAGUGUGGCUGCAUCUACAUAAGACACUAGCUGUGCAGUCAUUACUGUGCAUUCAUUUAGUACUGGUAUAGACAAAUCCUAAAUGACUUUGCAGUAACCCAAGUUACUGCGUAGUAGUGCUGAUGAAUGUAUUUUUUGUGAUGCUACCGAACAGUAGCCUAAUACUACUGGACAGUAGUGUAGUGUCACGGUUGUUGCUACAUAAUGCUAUUGUGCAGUAGUAUCAGGCUACUGUGCAGUCAGGGUCUCAUGUAGACAUGACCUGUUUCUUCUUUAGCUGGAGGAUUAUGUCCCUAAACCUAGCCUGGAAUUUUAGCUGUUUAAUGUUUUGGUUCGGGGUGCUGGCAGAGGAAGAGUUGCUGGUUACCCCCUUCUCUCCUUUCUGCUACAUUUGCCAAGUUGUUUUUAAGCCUUCCUCAGAAGCAUUGGGUGUUGGCUGCAGCCAAGGCUUGGGAUUUUGACUGGCAUAGGCGGCGCGUGCCUCCUGAGGCUGGAGGGGGCACAGCAACCUCCUGCAGGCAGCGAUGCAAGUGUUGACAGUGAGGGCGGGCUGAGCGGGGACCAGUCCACAGGCGGCAGCAGGGGCGGGGGGGAAUUCCCCCACAGCCAGGCACCAACCCCAGAAGUGCACACCCAGAAGUGCCAGCAGCACUUCUUGGUGGGGGGGAGGCACCAGCGCUCCGCC